ACGUGCAGAACGUCACAGAUACAUGGGUGUGCCAUGCACCCGAGAGCUGCGGUUGUCAAUGGAAUGCGACGAAUAGUCUGCUUGUCCUACAACCAAGAGGAUGCAAAGAAAUGGGCGCAGAUGCGCGGGUUGCAUUGUAUGCACCAGAGGCGCUUGCACCCUACGUAUCGCUACCGUCCACGUUGUACGGCCAGACAAGCUAUUACAGUGGCACCACAAUCAAUGGUACAAGUACUUGGGUUGUCACAGCCAUAGCGAACUGUAUGAGCCCCGACUCCGCUUACCGGUCCACUAUUCUAACCGAUCAUGCGUCCGCAGACACUCCGGCUACUAUCAGCGAACUCACAACGUAUCAAGACGGUCCGAGUUCGGUCGUACAAGUUGUGCCAGGUUUGACUCCUGCGCCGUCGACAGUAGCUGCAGCUGCAGCCACCUCCGCAAGUGCCGGGUCGGGCGCCGCUUUGACGACUGCGAGCCCAACCAGUAGUGCAGUUGCUAGCAAUAAUUCCGGACUCUCGAAAGAUGCGCAAAUCGGCAUUGGGGUAGGCGUGGGAGGUGGCGUAGUGCUCAUUGCUAUUGUCGCUCUCUGCGCAUUCUGCUGGGGUAGGCGUCAGCGCCGCCGCAACACCCAAUAUGGAAAGCAAGCUCCUGCUCAAGCCUCUGCGUUCCACCUCGGAUCGCCGCCCAUGCAAGCAUCAUCACCUUACUAUGUCGGAGGGGACGGAACGCAAGGCUGGCCGAACACGUACCCGACAAUGCAGCCCAUGCAGCCUUCACCUGUGCAUAGUCCCGGUCAAGCGUCGCCAUAUCAGGACCCGCAAUAUGCGUUCGCGGGCACACAUUCGCCGCCGCCAGCAGAGUUAAUGAUGCAGAAAGCGCAGCCCACAGAGCUGCCAGCAGAGCAGGGACCGCAUGAAGUGGACUCAGUCGCAAUAAACUCGCCUCCAACGCCAAGUCCACAUUAUGCGGACGUCAUGAGCCGCAAGCUAUGAAGUCAAGCGAGCCAGACGUGGUGUCUCUUAAAGUGUCGAGUGUACAUCGUCGGCGUGGAUCAGC
Messenger RNA from Baudoinia panamericana UAMH 10762, 1056 nucleotides. RefSeq lists its product as uncharacterized. The transcript has a single exon. Lineage: Eukaryota; Fungi; Ascomycota; Dothideomycetes; Mycosphaerellales; Teratosphaeriaceae. The coding region runs from base 111 to 992 and encodes 293 amino acids. The record is from RefSeq and is a predicted model, not a curated record.